GUAUUAUGAAUUUACGACACACAGACAAAGAGGAGCCAAAUAGAACCAAACGGUGAAAAAGAACUCAAUUCAAUUUGUUAAUGGCGGCGAAUUCCUCUCGACCUAACCUCAAGCGCCCUUUCCCCGAUGAUGAUGAAGAAUCAAACAAACCUCAAAUGAAAAAAAGGGUUAGGUUUCCCAAGAAGAAACAGAAGGGAGAUGAAGCAGCGGUGAAGAAAUUAGUAAUAGACGAGGCUCUACCUCAGCCCGCUCCGCUGACCGACCCUCGUCAGGCGGCUAAGGAACGCUCCAAUCGUCGUAGCCAAAUGACUACGGAGCUUUUGAGUGACGAUAAUAGAGGUAUUAUCAGCGAUAUUUCCAUAGCUGAAGUAACUUAUGAGGAAAACGAGGAUUUUGUGGACGAUGGCAUUCAAAUUGAACCUUUCAACUUAGACAAAGAGAGGGAAGAAGGAUAUUUUGAUGCUGACGGCAAUUUUGUGGAAUAUGUCAACGAAAAUGAAAUCAAGGAUGCUUGGCUUGAUAGUGUUGAAGUGGCACCAAAAUACGCUGGUAAAGUAGUAAUAAAAUAUGAUGAUGAUAUUCAAGAACUUACGUCUCGUGAAAUUGGAAAGAUGAAAAGACGCAUAGCAGAUGCUCUUGAGCCAGGCGAAACGGUUUUGCAAGCUUUGAGGAGAUUGAAAGGAACUUCGAAUAACAAGAAGGAUAAAAUGCCGCCUGAAAUAAAGGCGAUAUUUGACCAGCUAACUGAAGAUGCCAUGAAGUUGUUGGAGAAUGGCGAAUACGAUGUGUACAGUGAAAAGAAAGAGGUUUUUGAGCGUGAAGCAGAAGGAUAUGAAAACCUUGCUCGUUUAAGAGGUGAAGGCCCAUCUGGAAGUGCAGGGAAGGACAUUUUGUCUGGUUUAACAGAUGCUGGAAUAGUUUCUUCAGGCCCUGUUAAUCCAUCCGAGGAUUCAUUUGAUAUAUUUGCGGAUGAUGAAAGUGCUGCUGCUAAGCCAUCUUCUAAUGGAACUGGUGAACCAACCAACGGUGCAAACGCUAACUCUGAAAGUGGGACUUCACAAAGUGAUUAUGUGUUUGACGAGUCUUCUGGAUACUACUACAACAGCAGUUUGGGCUAUUAUUAUGAUCCAUCUACUGGACUGUAUUGUUAUGCUUCGACAGGACAAUGGUACUCGUAUAACGAGGAAACCGGAACCUACGAUGAAAUACAAAAUGCCGCAUCAACUGGGGACUAGAAGAGGAAGAGAUGGUUUUGCUACUACAUCUCUAGAGCAAAUUUGUACAGACUCAGCCAGAUUUUGUUUUUUAAAAAGGAAUUGGAUAGCUGUUUCGGGCAGACUAAGAAUUGACCCCAUCUUAAGAAUUCCAGCUAAAUACUUGAAUGUGUUAUUAAACGUAGAGAUCUAUACAUUGUGCUGUGUUAGUUUACAUCUCA
Molecule: messenger RNA, 1435 nt
Organism: Humulus lupulus (European hop)
Lineage: Eukaryota; Viridiplantae; Streptophyta; Magnoliopsida; Rosales; Cannabaceae
Exons: 10
Coding region: 81-1235 (384 amino acids)
Cellular component (GO): U5 snRNP
Source: RefSeq, a predicted model, not a curated record